Gracilinanus agilis (Agile Gracile Mouse Opossum) is the source of this 1399-nucleotide messenger RNA. RefSeq names its product NF-kappa-B-activating protein-like. Lineage: Eukaryota; Metazoa; Chordata; Mammalia; Didelphimorphia; Didelphidae. Gene Ontology annotation, cellular component: nucleus. The record is from RefSeq and is a predicted model, not a curated record. Bases 20 to 1306 code for a protein of 428 amino acids. Gene Ontology annotation, molecular function: chromatin binding. Gene Ontology annotation, biological process: regulation of gene expression. The transcript has a single exon.
CUCUGAGGGGAUCGGCGCUAUGGCGCCGGCCUCCAGCUCCCGCAGCCCGGAGGAUAACUCGAGUUCCAGGCGACGGCGUCAUGGAGGUAACAGUGGCGGGCCGUCGGCCUCAGUAUCUGGAGGCGGCGGCCACCGAAGCUCCUCCGAGAGCCCCCCGCCCUCAAAAACUGUCCGCUCGCCGCGGUGCCGCUCUCGUUCUCGUUCCCGGGAGCGCAACGGCUUCCGGCAGCCUUCGUCCUUCUCGGAGCCUGGAGGCUCAGGCCGCAGCCGCCGCAGCCCCAGUCGAGCCCACGGCCGCGAGCGAGAGCGGCUUCCUGAACUGCGCGGCUCCUCAUCCUCAUCUUCCGCCCACUAUCACCACCACCACCACUACCAUCACCAUGGGGGCGACCGGCAGUGGCCCGACUACUACGAGAAAGAGAAGGAGGAGAGCCUGCGCCAGAGAAGGUUAAAUGAGCGGGAGCGGAUUGGGGAACUCGGAGCCCCGGAAGUCUGGGGUCUUUCCCCCAAGAUCCCUGAGCCCGAUUCAGAUGAACACACUCCUGUAGAGGAGGAAGAGGCAAAGUCUAAGAAAAGUGCCUCAAGUUCCAGUUCUGAAGAAGAAAAGAAGAAGAGGAAGAAGAAAGUGAGUCGCUCCAAAGAAAACGCGCAGAGGAAAAGAAAGAAAAAAACGUCCAAAAAAAAGCAUAAAAAAUAUUCUGAGGAUAGUGACAGUGACUCUGAUUCUGACUCUGAUUCUAGCAGUGAAGAAGAGAGGAAAAAGGCAAAGAAAGCCAAGAAAAAAAGGAAAAAGAAACACAAAGUGAAAAGGUCCAAGAAGAAGAAAUAUAAAAAAGAAUCUGAGUCAAGCUCUGAUGUCUCUGAUGAAGAGUUCCCAGAAGAUGAUCUCUGGAUUGAGAGAUCAAAGAAUGCAGAAGCUAUGGACUUAAUUGGGCCAGAAGCACCAGUGACACAUGCUUCUCAAGAUGAUAGACCUUUGAACUAUGGGCAUGCUCUUUUGCCAGGGGAAGGUGCAGCUAUGGCCGAGUAUGUCAAAGCUGGGAAGCGCAUCCCUCGAAGAGGAGAAAUUGGCCUGACCAGUGAAGAGAUUGCAUCGUUUGAAUGUUCAGGCUAUGUAAUGAGUGGUAGUAGACACCGAAGAAUGGAAGCUGUUCGACUUCGAAAAGAAAACCAGAUCUACAGUGCUGAUGAAAAGAGAGCUCUAGCAUCCUUUAACCAAGAAGAGAGAAGGAAGAGAGAAAACAAGAUUCUAGCGAGUUUCCGAGAAAUGGUGUAUAGAAAGACAAAGGGGAAAGACGAUAAAUAAGGACUUUAUUAGUUGUGCAAACAAAAUAUUGAGAAAAUAUCUUUACAACCAUAUCUUUUUUUUUCUAUUGAAAUAUAAACAAAAUUUACAAUG